AUCUGUCAUGGUCAUGAGCAGACAGUGGGAGGGUGCAGUACCAGAGUUUGUCCAUCAGGUGCGCCACACAUGCGUAUCAAGGAUCAACCGUAAACAUCGACAGUUAGCCUGCAGUUAGCUCACUAACGUUCGUGUUCGAACUACCCUUCAAACUGGCUGUUUGGAUGUUAUAACUGGAUAUACCUUUAUUAAUAAUUAACACACAGGAUGGAUUGCUGAGGCAGUUUACUCCAAAAUAUAUAUUUAUACAGGAAGCAUCAGCCUCACCAUGUCAGCUGACGGGGAGCUCAACACCAGCGCUGCUGACGACAACAAACUGGUCAGACCAAAGGUAGAGUUUCAGACUUUGCUGCAGCUUGCAGGAGCUACUAAAGAUGUGUUCACCAUGAAGGAGGUGAUGUUCUACCUCGGUCAGUACAUCAUUCUGAAGCAGCUGUACGACCAGAAGCAGCAGCACAUCGUCCACUGCUCCCAGGAUGCACUGGGGCAGGUGCUGGGGGUGGACAGCUUCUCUGUUAAAGAGACCAGAGUUCUGUUCGCCAUGAUCACCAAGAACCUGGUGGCUGUGAAGAGCCAGGACUCACAGCAAAGCCUGAGUGACUCUCAGAGUAACAGUCAGACGGACAAAGGGACGGAGGAGGCGGAUUCAGAAAGUCGCUCUUCAUCGCCGGAGAGAAGGAGAAGAAGAAGGAGGAGAAGAAGUCACAGGAGCGGUGAUCCCGGCCCCUCCCACAGUGUGGAGUGUGAAGCUGAGGAAGACUCAGAGGAGGACGAGGAAGAGGAGGAAGGAGGCAGGAAGAGGAGGAGGUCUGACAGCUACUCCCUGACCUUUGAUGAGAGUCUGUCCUGGUGUGUGAUUGGAGGACUGGGGAGCGUGAGGGACCGACACAGCAGCCAAUCAUCGGACACGCACAGCUCGUCUGUGCGGUCCGACAUCGGGGUCGCAGCCUCAGACUCGGACAGCGAUAACUUCAGCGUGGAGUUCGAGGUGGAGUCCGUCGACUCCGACGACUACAAUGAGGAUGAUGCGUCUCUGUCGGCCGACGACCAGGUCUACGAGGUCACCAUCUUUGAGGAAGGGGAGGAAGAUUCCUUCGAUGAAGACACCGAGAUCACUGAAGCUGAUUACUGGAAGUGUACGGAGUGUGGGGAGCUCAACCCUCCUCUGCCCAGACACUGUCUGCGCUGCUGGACGCUACAACGAGACUGGCUGCCCAAGGACACCUUAAAGUCCGACUGCCCCAGUCCUAAAGCCCUCCCCCCGAAGCCAACCAGCCAAUCAGAAGCCAAAGAAGCACCAGGUUCGGAUGCUGAAGACAACGAAGGAGUCGACGUCCCUGAUGGGAAAAGAGCGAAGACUCCCACCCUGUCCCAAUGCCUCUCUGACUCCGCCUCCUCCGCCCCAAACUCCCAGGACGUCCUCUCCUCCUCCCAGCCUUCCUCCUCCUCCUUCUCCUCCACCCAGCAGAAGCUCUGGACUUCAGACUCCCAGCCCUCUUCCUCCAUCGACUCCCAGGAGCUCCUCCCCUUAUCUCCUCCCGCUCUCCCUCCACCUCAACCUCCACCGCCCGCCGUCCCUGAUCUGGAGCGCAGCGUUUCGGCAGAGUGGCGUCUCCCGGACUCGUGCCUGGACCCGUGUCUCAUCUGUCAGUCUCGGCCGAAGAACGGCUGCAUCGUGCACGGGCGGACCGGACACCUCAUGUCCUGCUACGUCUGCGCCAGGAAGCUGAAGAAGAGGAACAAGCUGUGUCCGGUCUGCAGGCUGCCCAUCCAGUCCGUCAUCCUCACCUACAUCAGCUGAGAGUCGCUGCGUGACCUCUCCUCACCUACCUCGGCUGAGACGCCAGUCUGCCCUCGUCCUUCAUCUCUCUCUCAUCCAUGUGUGACGAGGGUCUCCUCCAUUCAAACACGUAGCUCGUCUCUGCUCAGACUCCAGUUCACAGAAUCACAUCUAAUGACAGGCACAUACAGAAACUUCUCUGGACUCUUGGUGUGUUGGCAUUCAUCUAUUUUUAUCUGAAGCUGACUGAGAGACCAAAACCAACAUACCUUCAUCUCGCAAGACUUCCAGACUUCCUUAUCCCCUCAUCUGAUCCUAAGAACAGAAAUUAACCCUUCGUAGGAGACUAAAGCGCCUUCAAAUGUUCUAAAAGCUUUCAGAGAUCUGCAACAAUCAACAAAUUUAAUCCUUGUUUCUCAUUUAUCUAAAAAAGCUUUGUGUAAGAGCUCAACGUGACGCAAUAUAUCAGACAUACGACAGAACAGCGUCCACAGAUCCCCGCCGCUCAGAGGAAGAGGAGGUGGUCCCGGGACUGUUUUGGGUUUUGGGUUUUUUCGUGAGCGUGUGUUUCAACAUUAGACAAAUCUUUAAAACGACACUUAACUUAGCGUGAUCGAAUUACUCUCACUCUCUUCAUCUGUUCUUUUCUUUCACAGCUAAACUAACUUGCACUGAAAGGAGCGAUCUGAAGAACAGCAGUUUGAUUUCUUUCUUUCUUAAUUUGGGUGAAAAAUGUCGGAUUGUUCCUUUAAGCCCUCUCACAUCACUGGGUAACGCUCGUGUCGGUAACGUUCUAUUUUAUGGGUCUAAUUAUUAAAUGUCAGAAAGAAUUUAAGAGUCAUUAAAGGAAAAACAUAAAUAUCUUUGAAUGUUUAAAAGUUAUAGAAACAUGAGUCACUACAGAGAGAAGUUUAAAUUAUAAUUUUAAUAAAUCAUAUCCAUAUAAAGUGUUUUCCUUUAAAGACAAACAAAUAAACCAAAAACUUUCUUUCUUCCUUUUUGUAAAUAACAGAUUAUUUAAAGAUGAUGACCCAUAAAAUAAAGCUUUACCUUUAUUUAUUUAUAGGUCUGCUAUUUCCUCAUCCCUCCAUCUUGGAAACGUGCAAUCAGAGUUAUUAUUAUUAUCGUGAGAACAGAAGUUUACCUCUAAAGGAGAAUGAAAUGGAUUAAUUUAUUAUUGAACACUUUCACACAAAUUGUAAAAACGUUCCAGGAAACUGAGAAGAAGAAUUGAAGAGUGUAAAAAGGAAAAGCGGCCGAUAAAGUUCAGUGUUACUCGAUGUCUUUAUGGAAGUAUUUAUUACAUUUAUUUAAGAUGCUCCUGUUUAUUUAACAGACUUUUUUGUGAGCUCUUUGAAUGAUUUAUGAAUAUUUGAGACCUCUAAUUUCUAAUGUUUAUGUUGAACUUUCUUUUUCUGUGAAUUGAUUAAAACUCAUCUUGUGUUAA
Molecule: messenger RNA, 3227 nt
Organism: Notolabrus celidotus (New Zealand spotty)
Lineage: Eukaryota; Metazoa; Chordata; Actinopteri; Labriformes; Labridae
Gene: mdm2
Product: MDM2 proto-oncogene
Exons: 13
Coding region: 269-1801 (510 amino acids)
Biological process (GO): regulation of cell cycle; negative regulation of apoptotic process
Cellular component (GO): nucleus
Molecular function (GO): ubiquitin protein ligase activity; identical protein binding
Source: RefSeq, a predicted model, not a curated record